Orbicella faveolata is the source of this 897-nucleotide messenger RNA. RefSeq names its product chymotrypsinogen B-like. Gene Ontology annotation, biological process: proteolysis. The record is from RefSeq and is a predicted model, not a curated record. NCBI's taxonomy places the organism in Eukaryota, Metazoa, Cnidaria, Anthozoa, Scleractinia, Merulinidae. Gene Ontology annotation, molecular function: serine-type endopeptidase activity.
CAGUUCAGUGUUUAUAUAGAACUGUAGUUCUCCAGUCUAAGGAAAGCUUGGUCUGGUAACUUGCUAAAGACGUAUGCAGUCAAAAUGUUUGCGCCUAACACGUUUGUUGCAACUUUUGUCCUGUGUUUGCUAAUUUUUUUUACAGAGAUCAGUCAAGGAAGUGAAAAUCAACCAAACAGCGUAAAUGAAGAUACCUUGAAGCUUUUUAGCGAAAACAAAUUCAGAAACAAGCGUGAUGAUGACGGUGGUAUUAGCUUAAAAUCGAUUUUACAAGUAGCCCAGCUCGUUCGCCAGGGCGUCAAUCCCUGUUUGCCUAACUCAAAGCACCAUCAUGAUAUCCUACUGCCACAAGGAGUCAUGUCUUCAGUUUGCAAGUACAUAAGUAAGUCUAAAGUCAAGCCCAUGGGCAUAGUUUCGGGAUGGAAGGGAUUAUUAUCUGAGGAAUUUUUGCGUCAGAAGCAGAGUAUGUAAUUGCAAGUUUUUAUGAACAACAGAGGUCAGAAACCUUCGCUGGGUUUUGGUUUAGUGGCAGUGUGUCCAGUUUCCGACCAGUUUUUCAUAAAUGUGCAAAAUCAUCGCUGAAGUUGUAAAUGAAUUGGUCGGAUUGUGGGCAACAAACUGUACGGUCAGAGAUACCAUAGAAAUAUCACGGUAGUUGUUCAGUAUGAAACGAAUCGUCUGCUUUACCUUUAGUUUACAUUCCCUUUUAAGAACCAGGUGUGUACCCUGAUUACGCAAAACAGAUUUGUACAUUAAUUUCGUCUACUUUACAUCCAGGAUUACUUAAAUAUUCCUUACGACCAAGACAAACUCGACACUACUAGAGUACCAUUUACUAAUAUUUUCUGUCGUUUCUUGUUGUAGCUUCGUGGCUAUGACUAUGGCCAUCUCGACCCU